This is a messenger RNA of Vitrella brassicaformis, 1647 nucleotides long. The record is from the annotation of a GenBank genome assembly. Lineage: Eukaryota; Vitrellaceae.
GUGUCUGUCUGGCGUGUAGGUGUGGAUGCGGCCUCUUGCCUUGUCGACAACUUGUGAGUACGGCCGUCUGCUGAGCCACAAGAUGCGCCUCUCACGCCUCGGGGGCCACUGCCACUGGUGCUGCAAGAACUCAUCCGCCAUGGAAAUGGUCGUGUUGGUCAGCUGGCCCAGGCGUCUUUUGUCCAACGCCUCCACGGUGCCGCUUUUGCUGUUGGUGUCACGCUGAGAGGUGGAGACCUUGAGUGCUGUCAGGACGUGCGUGCGGAAGGCGUGCAUGAUGGCCGAGCCGCAGAGAUUGGAGUGCCCGUCGCCAAGUGGGUGGAACUCGGGGCGGGAAUUGCCGCGCAACAGGAUGCCAUCGGCAAGAUGCUUCUGCCAGUUGAGGUUCAUGAGGCCCACACCGCCGUGAGCGCCAUGGACGAGACGCGAGAAGCACAGCUUGCCCUGAUAAAACCGCUGUGUGGCUGGGGAUGGGCGUGUGCCGAGGAAGACAGGGGGGUGCGAGGGGAACAUCCCAGUCCAGAAGUCAACAAAAGCGCCCGGCGGCUGCUUGUCGACUGUCAGCACACACACACACACACACACAAAAGGAAUCCGUGUCCUCUGUUUCUCUCUUGUUAGGUGUGUGUGUGUGCAUCCCAGACAGACUUGCGAGGAAUUGUGUUUCGAAUGGCGACAGUCCGGCCACAGCCAAGGCGAUGAAGGCAACCACCGCAUCCAGGUGCAUCUGGUUGAGGUUGGUCGGAUCCCACCUGCGCACACGCCCACAUGUGACGCAACACGACACGACACACCCUGAAUGACGCACGCACACACGGGUGUGUACCUUUCCAGCACUAGCACAGGAUGGCGCACCCAGUCACUCUCAUCGCACACCACAUGGCCACUUGCAUGCGACUCGCCAUAAUAGUGCAGCUUCUCCAGAAACCGAGCAGGCGGGCUGUCUGGGAUGUCUGCUUCCUCCGCCAGCUGCAGGUCGGGAGUACAGCCCGUCUGCACGCCCUCCCACUGGUCUCUGCCGCGCGGUGGCCCCCAUCCCUUGCCGCCCGUUGCGUACUGCCACACAGCCGCCCGGAUGCCGACGAAGUCACACAUGACUCGAGGGAAUUUGAAGUCGCCCUUUCUCAGAUAGCAGUUGACAGAAGACACAGGGGCGUUGUGGUCCUGGCGGCUUUGGCAGAUCUGCACCCGGAAGCCUCGCCAGCGGUCGACAAAAGGCAGGCCGUACCAGUACCGGCAGAGGCCCGGCAGUAGGACAAGGGCUCGGUCGGCCCACUGGAUCUCGUCAUAGAUGAGGGUGGACGCUGAGAGGCUGGAUGGAGCCGUUGGCUGAUGCUCGUGGUGGGUGCAGUCGGUGACGUUAUCCCGCACCAAGGCUGUCAUGAUGCGGAAAGAGCUGUGAUGGCGAGAGUGGAAAACAAGCACGCUGACGGAGAUGAACGUGGCGAUGACCACGCAGAUCUGCACGCACACACACACGCACACACACACACGCGGAGAGAGGGCAGAAGCAGGCGCCCACUCCUGAAGGCAGGGGCGAUCGAUGGAUGGAUCUGCCUGCUCCGUACGGCAAGACGCUCCGACGGCCUCAUUAUCUGUUCAUCCCUCGGUUAGUGGUCCAGAAGGCUCCGACACACUACACUGGCG